GCGAGCAGACGCACACCUCACUAGCUUACUUAGCUUUCGCACCGAGGAUUCCCAAGCUUUUCAGGUCAAUGGCGAGCAUGGAGGUAGCCAAGCCGGGGUCGUCCAAGCGGAUGUCACCAAAGGGGAGCUUCAAGCUGAGCCUGCUUGCAUGCGGCCAGUGCAAGGCCACCACCGUGUCGCCCCCGGACUCCCCCACCGGCGCCGGCGCGCGGUCGCUGUCUUCCUCGGCGUCGUCCUCCGCGGGGACGUCCCGCGACCGCCAGGCGGAACUCCGGGAGAUCUUCCGUCACUUCGACCGCGACAUGGACGGCCGGAUCUCGGGCCGGGAGCUGGGCGAGUUCUUCGCGUCCAUGGGCGACGGCGGCGCCAAAGCCGCGCUGGAGCUGGACGCGGCCGGCGGCGGCGACCUCAUGCUGGGGUUCGAGGACUUCGUGAGGAUCGUGGAGCGGAAGGGCGGGGAGGAGGAGGAGCGCGAGGACCUGCGGCGCGCGUUCGAGGCCUUCGAGGCGGUCAAGGGCUCCGGCCGGAUUACGCCGCGCGGCCUGCAGCGCGUGCUCAGCCAGCUCGGCGACGACCCGUCCGUCGCCGAGUGCGAGGCCAUGAUACGCGCCUACGACGACGACGGCGACGGCGAGCUCGAUUUCCACGACUUCCAUCGCAUGAUGAACCAUGACUAGCUGCGUGCGGCGCGGCUUCGCGUGUGGAGCUAGUCAUCCGUGUGUUUCCAGUUUCUGCGUGAGUGUUUUUCUUUUUUGCAGCGCGUGUGUGUGUAUGGCGCCAGUUUGAACGUUCUAUGCUGUUUAGGUGUUUGUGCUUUACUUUUACAUGCUCUCAAAAAAUGCGAAUUGUUUUGGUGC
Hordeum vulgare subsp. vulgare (domesticated barley) is the source of this 857-nucleotide messenger RNA. Its product is annotated as probable calcium-binding protein CML41. The record is from RefSeq and is a predicted model, not a curated record. Gene Ontology annotation, molecular function: enzyme regulator activity; calcium ion binding. The coding region runs from base 69 to 677 and encodes 202 amino acids. The transcript has a single exon. NCBI's taxonomy places the organism in Eukaryota, Viridiplantae, Streptophyta, Magnoliopsida, Poales, Poaceae.